ACACUCUCUCAAUCAACUAGGCUAUUGCCAUCAGAGCCAAGAGUUGCCGCUCCGCGCACCGAUGCCAAAACGCACAGGAGGAGUUAGUGCCAAAGGGUCAUUUUAGCGCACCACUGCAGAGAUGGAAGGGCUGUAGAGAACCCUAGAGUAACCAGCUGCUAUUUCACCCCAGAUACUAUAAUCCUAUCUUUAAUAUUAAGGAAAAAGAACAGGAGCGAAUAUCCAUCCAUCACCGUUUACUUCAACUGUCACCGGGUCGCUGCAGAGGUGGGCAGUCCAGGAUUUUUAUAUCUCCAAAAAGCUCAUUGCAACAUUUUUUAAACUUAACGUCCACACGCAGUGGCUCAUCGGUCGCUUGUAGCCGUUUCUAAAAAUAAGAAAAACUACACUUUGGCUUCCCCAAUCCAGGUAUUGCUUCCUCCGAAGACGCCGCAGGACAUCGUGGACAAAGUGGUCCUCCGUCCUUGUUGCGCUUCUGUCCGACUCUUUCACCUCCUGAGCGUGCGUCAAACUUAACUGAAGACUGACAGUAGCUGGGAUCCGAUUGGAGGGGGCAGAUCUGGUCAUCUGCGAUCCAGAGGAGACCGACAUCACGGUUCAAGCCGACACCAAGUGCCGUUCACCGGGCGAUGCCAGAGUAAAUGCCGGGGCAAUGUCCCGCCGCAAGCAGGUGAACCCGCAGCACUUAUCGUUGACGCACAGGGAGACAGUACAAGCAGAAGCCAAUCAUGACUCAGGGGCAGGAUCUCCAUGUCCAGAGCCUACCACCCCCAGCCCUCGGAGGUUGGGACCAGGAGAGCAUGACCUGUUGACCUGCGGCCAGUGUCAGACCAACUUCCCUCUUGGCGACAUCCUGGUUUUCAUUGAGCACAAGCGCCGUCUGUGUCGAGGGUCUGGGAGCAGACCGGGGUCCUUCUCCAAACCUGGGGAAGCUGGUGGGGUCAUGGGCGUUCCCAUCUCUCCCAGGGCAAGGUCGCUAGAGCUGGGAAGAGGGUCCAUUCCAGUGGAGGUUGGCAUUCAGGUGACCCCUGGAGGAGAGGACGAGGAGAGGAGGCUGACGCCGGCCAAGGGAAUCUGUCCCAAACAGGAGAGAGGAGCCUGCUUGGUUAAACUGCAAACAUGCUGCAAUGCCAGCAGAUUCAACCCCAAAGACAAAGAUGAGCCAUCCAGCUACAUCUGUACAACCUGUAAGCAGACCUUCACCAGUGCCUGGUUCUUGCUCCAGCAUGCCCAGCACACUCAUGGCAUCCGCAUCUAUCUUGACAACCACCCAAUCAACUGCUCCCUCACCCCUCGCAUGGCUCUGCCUCCCCCUCCAGGAGUUGACGCCUUGCCCCGCUCCCCUCUCCCGACUUUCCUCGGAGACACCAACAAUCCAUUCCACCUCCUCCGCAUGGCUGCACCCUUACUCAGGGAACAUCCCCCUCCACCGGGGUACAUGGAAACUCGUCUGCCUGCGACACCACCCUUUGUAAGCCCUCCACCUCCCCCUAGACCACCUCUAGAGCGACUGGGUCCAGAGGAAAUGGGGCUGUUGUCACAGCACCCCAGUGCCUUUGAAAGGGUGAUGAGAAUGACCCCCAUGGAACCUCCUUCCAUGGACUUCUCCCGUCGACUGAGAGAGCUGGCAGGAAACACAACCAACAACGGAGGGCCCACGCCUCCUCUCUCACCAAACCGUGUGCCGCCCAUGCACCGCCUGCUGAGUCCAACGCUUUUCCAGCCUGGUGCCAAGCCCCCUUCAUUUCUCACCUUUGCACCACAGCCACCCACCUCUCAGGGGGGACACGGCUCUUCCAGCCCUCCAGACACACAGGGUCAGAACCAGGCCCCCGGGAAAGCUAAAUCCUGUGAGUUCUGCGGAAAGAUCUUCAAAUUCCAGAGCAACCUCAUCGUACACAGACGCAGUCACACAGGAGAGAGGCCCUAUAAGUGUCAUCUGUGUGAUCACGCCUGUUCCCAGGCCAGCAAGCUCAAAAGGCAUAUGAAGACACAUAUGCACAACAAAUCCGUGAACAUGACCGGCUCUCCAGAACAGGAAAACAGAGGAGAGGGAGGAGAAGGCGAAGAGAAAAACAGGGAGGAAGAAGAAAGGGUAAUGGGGAUGGAUAAUGAUGAAGAGGAAGAAGAAGAGGAGGAAGAGGAAGAAGAGGAGGAGGAAGAGGAGGAAGAGCUGAGGAACGGGAGUCGGCCAGAUUCCAACUUAAGUGAGGACUCCCAGGAAUUCAGCCAGAAUAGGGAAAAUGGGCCAAGACAGUCUCAUGAAGAGAAGCCUCUGAGUGGGGACAGAGUUAAUGAUAGUGGCGGGAUGGGCAUCAUGCACCCAUACAACCACUUGGACAAUCACCUUAGACUUAACCCUAACAAGAGGAGCUUGGACAGACAACCAAAUGGAGAUGAAGAGAGAGAUGAAUCUGAAAGAGAGAAUGAAAGAGAACCGGACAGGCAAAGGGAAGAGCAGGAGGAUGGGAGGCCGCUGAUGAAUGGCAGGAUCAGUGUGUCUGAAGUGGAGUCCUUUCCUGGGCUGUUCCCACGUCGGCCCACUCCCAUCACCAGCCCGAGUCCCUCCAACAACAAAAGAAUCAAGAUAGAGAAGGACCAGCUGGACAUUCCCCCAACCAUACCGCUUAUCUCCCCUGAAAAUGUCUACUCUCAGCUCCUCGCUGGCUAUGCUGCUUCACGCCAUUUCAUCAGGGAGCCUUUUUUGGGAUUCACCGAUUCCCGCCAGUCGCCGUUCGCCACCUCCUCUGAGCACUCCUCCUCAGACACGGGAAGCCUCCGCUUCUCCACCCCACCCGGUGAGCUGAUGGAAGCCGGCAGCGCCUCAGGGCGCAGCGGAAACAGCACCCCCCAUCUCUUGCGGGGGCCUGGACCUGGCAGACCCCCCAGCUCAAAGGAGAGGAGAAAUGACACCUGUGAGUACUGCGGCAAGGUGUUCAAGAACUGCAGCAAUCUGACAGUCCACAGGCGAAGCCACACGGGGGAGCGGCCGUACAAGUGCGACCUGUGCAGCUAUGCCUGCGCACAGAGCUCCAAGCUGACACGCCACAUGAAGACCCAUGGCCAGUUUGGAAAGGAGGUAUAUCGUUGCGACAUCUGCCACAUGCCCUUCAGCGUCUACAGCACGCUAGAGAAACACAUGAAGAAGUGGCAUGGUGAACAUUUGAUGGCCAGUGAGGUCAAACUGGAGCAAGCAGACAGAGGUUAAGCCAGCAGCCAUUAGCAUGGCAUACAGAACAUACAAAUAUCCUCUCACACACACAUAAACACAAAAACACACAUUAAACCCUAGUGACCGCUUCUUCAGCAAUGGGGCUUGGCUGGAAUAUUUCUCUCUUGAAAAAAAAAUUAAGAUUGAUUGAUGUUUAUCAUUUUUCUUGUCACAAAAACUGCCACCUGAGAAUAUAAACAAAUGGAAACUUUAAUAAGAACUUGUCUGGAACGCCAAAUCUGGCUUUUCUCGACAAACUGUUGGAGGAUUUUAUCAGUUAGGAAUCCAUGGAGCCUUUCUACUGUGCAAUAAUUUCUGUAUUUAUUGGAUUUUUGUAAUAUUUGGCAUGUGCAGGUACAUCUUUGUUGGAUUUCAUAUGGAGUUAGUUUUGAAAUGUGCUAAAUUUUUCUUUUCCUUUUUUUUUUCUAAAAUGCGAAAACUGAGAAGAGGUCAUCAUUAAUAAUUUUUUUCUUUUCCUUUAAGGAAGCUUAUUAUUCUGUGAGAGUAAAUUUGUGUGAAGCUGUUAGCUUUUAAAAGAAAAAAAUAAUUGUUUUUCUAUAUUACCUGCAGCAGCGGACUACAAUCCAUUCCUUCAUACAGGCCUAAAGCACUGAAUGUCAGCCUGACAAUAAAACACCAUACUGGAUUUUAAAAAUCCAACAUUAUCUUUGAGACCUGGUAAAUUAUUAUUAAUUUAUUCAGGGAAAUUUGUUCUUUUAAAAGAAAAAAAAUUGGCAAAUUUUGAAUGAUUUCAGUAUGCAGUUGCUGUAUUGCUGUCCUUGCUUCAUUGAGGACAUAAAUAAAGGUUGCACUUAAUGGAGAUACCCUUAACUGAUGCUCAGAACAUUCCCAAUGUAGGAUUAAACCACCAUAUUUAAUAUGUUGAAUAAGUCAAGACUACUUGUGAUUAAUGUGAGAAGGAGAACAGUCCUCUUUAUGGUUUGUAAAUAUAUUCUUUUUUUAUAUGUUAAAGCAGCUCAGACUGUACACGAGAGAUGGCCUAAAUCUAAACAAUCAGAAAACCAGCUGCUUGCAUCAUCCACAGUAUAUGCUACAUGUAACUACCACACAUUAUUUCUUUAUCAAGCCCAUUUGAUUACCUCCCCCACAAGCCCAUCCCAUGUGUUCUUACUCAAUUUGUUUAACAAAAUUCUACUUCAAUAGCCUAACACUUUCUAAAUCACUCUCCAUCUUUGUCUUGUGUCUGGUGUGGCGACUCUCUAUGACCCAGGCUGAUUUCCUGCGUCCCCUGAACGCUGUGCAAAACGGUUUCAACUGAAAGUCAUAUCGAUAUGUGUUAGCAUGUGUUCUUCUCUGUCAGAGCAGCGCUCUCUAAGCCUCUCUUUUCGACGGCAUCUUUUCACAGUUCACCAGCUCAGAUUCGUGCAUUAGAGCGGCUUUUUAAAAGGAAGUCUGAACAGUGGCUUCACGCUCCCUGUAACUGAUUUUGAGACAGUCAACAUGUCUUUUGGGGAUUAUGGUUUUUAUUUUCUGCAGUGUUCAUCGUGAGAUGUAUCUGAUACAAAGAGAAAAAAAGAAAAUAAAAAAAGGCCUUAUGAGUUAUGAUAAUUUCGAGCACAGCUGCACCAGGGGGAUGGCCAGGCGACCUUGGGUAGGGGCUAUGCUUACAGCAAAAAUGGAAGAUUGGAGCUGAGAAAUGAAGAUGUUUGAGAAAGAAAUGGAGGGAGAGAGAGCAAGACCUUGACCAGGGAGAAUAGUCAUUCAAAUGAAAUUGGAAGCAUAUGAAUUUUUUUUUUUUGUACCCAAAUGCACAUCUACUGGCCACAUCUUAUAACAGACCAUCAGAGUGAGACAGAGUGAGCGUGAGAGGGAGGGAGACAGCUAAACCACAUGAGAGAAUGAGACUACAUCUUUCAUUUUAGCACUGCGAUUCUCAGCCAUCGAAAUCAUCAUCACUUGAAAGUUUGACCUGCCAUUUGGGCCAAUUGUCAGGUUUUUAUCUGCACCACUUUACUUUGAUAGAAAAAGAAAUAUACCCUGCUUUAAAUGCAACCCCCCCCCCCCCUUUUUUUUUUUUUUUCUUUUCAUUUUUGGGGAUUUUUAGAAAGGAAACGUUGAGAUCAGAAGAGCUCUCUAUAAGCAAUGUAGUUAGAUUAUAGUGAAUUAACACGGGAAGUGCGACUGGCUGAAGAGCUGCUCUGAGCUCGCUUUCACAGGUUGAUGCAUGAGUGCAAAAAAAAAAAAAAAAAAAGAGAAAAAAGAGAAAAAGAAAAAAAAUAAAUAAUGAAAAGAAAUUCAAGGUGCUGUUUCAAAACCCACAGUGUAUUAAUUCCCAGUUUGGAGUGAGGCCACAAUGAGCCAUACAAACACACUCAAAAGGACGAAAGGUGGAAACCUCAUAGAGACCCAAAAUCACACAUGGACAUUCAGUCAUACGAUAUGUUUACAGUGUUGAAGUAUGCCAUUAAUGAAAUAAUCUGUGUAAGUGUUUAAAAUGAUGAUAAAGUAUUGUUUUCUCCAAUGCUCAUUAAAAUAAUUUGAAUGCCAUAGCCGUUUUGUAUGAUUAUCCUGGUGGAGGGGUUUUAUCUACAUGAAUAUGUUUCUGUAUGAUUGCUUAUUCACUGUAUGCACAGUUGGCAGAUUUUUCUUUUUUCUUUUCUAACAACAGUAGUGCCAUUAUUGACUUCUGGUAUUUUAUUUUGAUUUUUACCUUUUAUUUUCUCUCUCUCUUUUUUCUUUUUGAAAUAUUUCCCUCUUUUGGUUUGGUGAAGCUAUCCUUAAUGGAUGUAAAGCAAAGUAAUUAAAAAAGUGAGGAGAGUAUAUCUAAAAAAAGAACCUUCAGCAGGGGAAUACAGUGGUUUUGUGCAGAAAUGCUUUCCAAAUCAAUUUCACCAGACUUUCACGGACAUUAUGUUUAGCUUUUUUUUUCUUUUUUUUCCCCUCAUGACUGGUUGAGAUUCUUGUGAUGGCAUUUACAAUUGUAACUUUGGAUACAUUUUCAUAUUUCACUUUUCAGAACUUUCACUUUCACUCUUUGUACAAAAUUGUUUCCCUGUUCUUUUUUUUUUUUGGGGGGAGGGGGGAGAAAAGUGCAUCAUUGUGGAAAAAAAGUGAUUUCAGAACAGUACACAUCUGCUGUUUUGAACAUAUAUGUAUUUUUGUAAUGUGUUGAAAAAUCAAUACAAGAAAGCCAACACUUCAAUAAAUGUUGCAGUUGCUCUAUCA
Melanotaenia boesemani (Boeseman's rainbowfish) is the source of this 6397-nucleotide messenger RNA. It is a transcript of the gene bcl11bb, whose product is annotated as BAF chromatin remodeling complex subunit BCL11B b. The record is from RefSeq and is a predicted model, not a curated record. Lineage: Eukaryota; Metazoa; Chordata; Actinopteri; Atheriniformes; Melanotaeniidae. The coding region runs from base 653 to 3208 and encodes 851 amino acids. The transcript is spliced from 4 exons. Gene Ontology annotation, biological process: positive regulation of transcription by RNA polymerase II. Gene Ontology annotation, molecular function: DNA-binding transcription factor activity; RNA polymerase II cis-regulatory region sequence-specific DNA binding. Gene Ontology annotation, cellular component: nucleus.